AUGGGGAGAAAAAAGAUUCAGAUUACGAGGAUUAUGGAUGAACGUAACAGACAGGUGACGUUUACAAAGAGGAAAUUCGGGUUGAUGAAGAAGGCAUACGAGCUGAGCGUGCUGUGUGACUGUGAGAUCGCGCUGAUCAUUUUCAACAGCACCAACAAGCUGUUCCAGUACGCCAGCACGGACAUGGACAAGGUGCUGCUCAAGUACACAGAAUACAACGAGCCGCACGAGAGCAGGACGAACUCGGACAUCGUGGAGACGUUGAGAAAGAAGGGCCUUAAUGGCUGUGACAGCCCAGAUCCUGAUGCAGACGACUCAGUAGGUCACAGCCCUGAGUCUGAGGACAAGUACAGGAAAAUUAACGAAGAUAUUGAUCUAAUGAUCAGCAGGCAAAGAUUGUGUGCCUUGAACAAGAAAGAGAACAAAGGCUGUGAAAGCCCCGACCCCGACUCCUCUUAUGCACUCACCCCACGCACUGAAGAAAAAUACAAAAAAAUUAAUGAAGAAUUUGAUAAUAUGAUCAAGAGCCAUAAAAUUCCUGCUGUCCCGCCUCCCAACUUUGAGAUGCCAGUCUCCAUCCCAGUGUCCAGCCACAACAGUUUGGUCUACAGCAACCCCGUCAGCUCACUGGGAAACCCCAACCUUUUGCCACUGGCCCACCCUUCUCUGCAGAGGAAUAGUAUGUCUCCUGGUGUAACACAUCGACCUCCAAGUGCAGGUAACACAGGUGGUCUGAUGGGUGGAGACCUCACGUCCGGUGCAGGCACCAGUGCAGGGAAUGGGUAUGGCAAUCCCCGAAACUCACCAGGUCUGCUGGUCUCACCUGGUAACUUGAACAAGAAUAUGCAAGCAAAAUCUCCUCCCCCCAUGAAUUUAGGGAUGAAUAACCGUAAACCAGACCUCCGAGUUCUUAUUCCACCAGGCAGCAAGAAUACGAUGCCAUCAGUGAAUCAAAGGAUAAAUAACUCCCAGUCUGCUCAGUCACUGGCUACCCCAGUGGUUUCCGUAGCAACUCCUACUUUACCAGGACAAGGGAUGGGAGGAUAUCCAUCAGCCAUUUCAACAACAUAUGGUACUGAGUACUCUCUGAGUAGUGCAGACCUGUCCUCUCUGUCUGGCUUUAACACCGCCAGCGCUCUUCAUCUUGGGUCAGUAACUGGCUGGCAACAACAGCACCUCCACAACAUGCCGCCGUCCGCCCUCAGCCAGCUGGGAGCUUGCACUAGCACUCAUUUAUCUCAGAGUUCAAAUCUCUCCCUGCCUUCUACUCAAAGCCUCAACAUCAAGUCAGAACCUGUUUCUCCUCCUAGAGACCGUACCACCACCCCUUCGAGAUACCCACAACACACGCGCCACGAGGCGGGGAGAUCUCCUGUUGACAGUUUGAGCAGCUGUAGCAGUUCCUAUGACGGCAGCGACCGAGAGGAUCACCGGAACGAAUUCCACUCCCCCAUUGGACUCACCAGACCUUCGCCGGACGAAAGGGAAAGUCCCUCAGUCAAGCGCAUGCGACUCUCUGAAGGAUGGGCAACAUGA
Messenger RNA from Rangifer tarandus platyrhynchus (Svalbard reindeer), 1536 nucleotides. NCBI's taxonomy places the organism in Eukaryota, Metazoa, Chordata, Mammalia, Artiodactyla, Cervidae. The record is from the annotation of a GenBank genome assembly.